CCGGGGCGGGGCGGUGUCCUCGGAUCCCGGGAGCUGCCCGCAAAGAGCAGAGGGCAGCGUCCCGUCCGCGGGUCCUGCCAGCAUGAAGCUGCUCUCGGACCCCGGUCAGUCACGGGCGGGCCUCUGGCUUCUCCUGCUGGUUCUGCACCUCCUGCCCGGGACCCAGGCGGCCGACCCCAUAGAUGUGCUGAAGAUCUUGGGUGUGAGAGGGGGCUGGGCUGGGGUCCCUGAAGGGCCUGGCCUCUGUCCCCAGAGGACCCCACAGGGAGACCGAGCGUUCCAGGUGGGCAAGUCUACCACGUUGGGCGUCCCUACGAGGGAGCUGUUUCCAGAUGGAAUCUUCCCUGAAAACUUCUCUGUCCUCCUCACCUUCCGGGGCCGCCCGGCCAACCAGUCGGUCCUGCUGUCUGUUUAUGAAGAGGGGGGUUCCCGCAGCUUGGGCCUGACCCUGGGGCCAUCUCUGGGGCUACUCGGUGAUUCCUUCACCCCCCUUCCACAGCAGCUCAACCUCACGGAUGGUCGGUGGCAUCGGGUGGCACUCAGUGUGGAUGGAGGCAUGAUCACCCUGGUGGCUGACUGUCACCCUCAGCCCCGUGUGGUGGGCCAGGGGCCCCACUCCAUCAGCACAGGGGGCUUCACUGUGCUGGGGAGCCAUGACGCUGGGGAAGAGACCUUUGAGGGAGACAUCCAGGAGCUUCUGAUCAUCCCAGAUUCCCAGGCAGCCUUCCAAGCUUGUGAGAUAUUCUUGCCUGGAUGUGACACCACAGAUUCCAGACCCACAGGGGUCCCCCAGGCUGAGCCAGAGUCCCCUCCCCCUCGCCGGAAGGGGAAGGGGAAAGGGAAAGGGAAGAAAAAGGGACGAGGACGCAAGGGGAAGGGCAGGAAGAAGAAAAAGGACACACAGACCCCCAGUCUUCCUGCUGGGUCCUUGGAGAACCAGACCUCGGCAGCCGAUGUUCUAACGACGACGGUGACACCCCCUCCAGGGUUUCCUCCUAGUACCAUGCCUUGGCUUACCACCACUGUUGUGACCCUCAGCCCCAAUGUCACCACCCUGGAGGGGGGCCUGGACUCUGACAACGACACCUGGCAGGGGACUCCAGAGACUGACUCAGCUGGAGAGGAUGAGGAAGGAGGAGGGUCCACCAUGGGCCCCAGCUUAUGGGCAACAGAGCGAUCAAUGGGGACAGAGUUCCACAUCUUACCUGGUCCUGGAGAAAAGGGUGCAAAAGGAGAGCCCGCUGUAAUAGAGCAGGGACAUCAGUUUGAAGGACCCCCUGGAUCUCCAGGACCUCAAGGCAUGACUGGACCCUCAGGCCCUCCUGGCCCCCCUGGAUUCCCUGGAGACCCUGGUCUACCUGGUCCCCCAGGCCUCCCAGGAAUCCCUGGAAUAGAUGGGAUCCGAGGUCUUCCAGGAACGGUCAUCAUGAUGCCGUUCCAGUUUGCAAGCAGCUCCCUCCAAGGCCCCUCGAUAUCAUUCCAGCAAGCUCAAGCCCAGGCAGUAUUACAGCAGGCUCAGCUUUCUAUGAAAGGCCCCCCAGGCCCAGUGGGGCUCACGGGGCGUCCUGGUCCAAUGGGCCUUCCUGGGUAUCCAGGUCUGAAAGGGGAGAUGGGAGAAAUGGGGCCACAGGGUCCCCGAGGGCUCCAGGGACCUCGUGGGCCACCUGGCCGAGAGGGCAAGAUGGGUCGCUCUGGAGCAGAUGGAGCUCGGGGCCUCCCCGGGGACACUGGACCUAAGGGUGAUCGGGGUUUCGAUGGCCUGCCUGGCCUGCUGGGGGAGAAGGGCCAACAGGGGGAUCCUGGUCAUGUGGGGCAGCCAGGGCCCCCAGGAGAGGACGGUGAGAAGGGAGCUGAGGGGCCUCCGGGGCCUACCGGCCAGGCUGGGGAGCCAGGUCCCCGAGGACCCAUAGGUCCUAGAGGCUCCCCUGGUCCCCUGGGACGCCUGGGUGUGGUCGGAGCUGAUGGCGCCCCAGGACCCAAAGGCAAUGUGGGCCCUCCUGGAGAACCAGGUCCCCCAGGACAACAGGGAAACCCAGGUUCUCAGGGAAUUGCUGGCCCCCAGGGACCCAUUGGCAAUCCUGGAGUGAAGGGCCCCCCAGGGAACCCCGGCAUUCCAGGCCUCCCAGGAUCUGAAGGCCCCCCGGGCCACCCAGGUCAUGAGGGUCCCACGGGUGAGAAGGGUACCCAGGGCCCUUCCGGAGCAGCUGGUCCCCCUGGCUACCCUGGGCCUCGAGGUGUGAAAGGAACUUCUGGCAACCGUGGCCUCCAAGGAGAGAAAGGCCUGAAGGGAGAGGAUGGAUUCCCAGGCUUCAAGGGUGAUGAAGGGCUUAAAGGUGAUCGGGGACACCCUGGGCCCCCAGGACCCCGAGGAGAAGAUGGUCCUGAGGGACUGAAGGGGCAGGUGGGGAUAGCUGGAGAGGAGGGCCCCCCAGGUUCAGCUGGGGAGAAGGGCAAACUCGGGGUACCCGGUCUCCCAGGCUACCCUGGACGCCCAGGCCCAAAGGGGUCUCCUGGAUUUCCGGGGCCCCUGGGCCCAUUAGGAGAUAAAGGAAAGCGGGGGAAGGCAGGGCAGCCAGGCCUGGAAGGAGAGCGGGGACCCCCGGGUGCCCGUGGAGACAGGGGGCAGCCAGGGGCCACUGGGCAGCCAGGUACCAAGGGUGAUGUGGGCCAAGAUGGGGUCCCUGGACUGCCAGGUGAAAAGGGCCUUCCGGGUGUCCAAGGCCCUCCUGGAUUCCCUGGCCCCAAGGGCCCCCCUGGGUCCCAGGGGAAGGAUGGGCGGCCAGGGCACCCUGGACAGAGAGGAGAGUUGGGAUUCCAAGGUCAGACGGGCCCCCCAGGACCGGCUGGUGUUGUGGGACCUCAGGGAAAGACAGGAGAAAUAGGACCUCUGGGUGAGAGGGGGCCCCCGGGCCCCCCUGGACCACCUGGCGAGCAAGGUCUUCCGGGUCUGGAAGGCAGAGAAGGCGGCAAGGGGGACCUGGGGCCCCCCGGGCCCCUUGGAAAAGAAGGACCACCUGGACCCAGGGGCUUCCCUGGCCCCCCAGGAGCCCUGGGGGACCCUGGACCUGUGGGUCUGAAGGGUGACAAGGGUCCCCCAGGUCCAGUUGGAGUCAAUGGCCCCCCCGGAGAGCGGGGUCCCCUGGGCCCAGCCGGGAGCAUUGGGCUGCCUGGCCACAGUGGAAGCCAAGGUCCUGUUGGCCAUGCAGGAGAGAAGGGGUCUCCAGGGGAAAAGGGUUCUCCUGGCCCCAUUGGCAAAGAGGGGGCUCCAGGACCCCUGGGCCUCCGGGGGCCCUCAGGGGCCCCUGGACCAGCUGGCGAGGAUGGGGACAAGGGAGAGGUGGGCACCCCUGGACACAAGGGAAGCAAAGGAGAUAAAGGAGAUACAGGCCCACCUGGACCAACAGGGAUACAAGGUCCCGCGGGUCACCCGGGGCCCCCGGGUGCAGAUGGGGCACCAGGACGCCGGGGACCCCCAGGCCUCUUUGGGCAGAAAGGAGAUGACGGAGUGAGAGGCUAUGUGGGAGUGAUUGGCCCACCUGGCCUGCAGGGACUGCCAGGCCCUCCGGGGGACAAGGGGGAGGUUGGAGAUGUAGGGUCCAUGGGUCCACAUGGAGCUCCAGGCCCUCGGGGUCCCCAUGGCCCCAGUGGAGCUGAGGGUCCCCCAGGGCUGCCUGGAGGCAUCGGCCAGCCGGGUGCCGUGGGCGAGAAGGGUGAACCAGGAGAAACUGGAGAUCCUGGACUCCCAGGACCCCCUGGCAUUCCUGGGCCCAGGGGAGAAGUUGGUGAGAAGGGGGACACUGGUGCCUCUGGGGCUGCUGGCCCCCCAGGGAAGAAAGGCCCCCCUGGAGAGGAUGGAGCAAAAGGGAACAUGGGCCCCACGGGGCUCCCUGGAGAUCUUGGCCCCCCUGGAGAUCCUGGAGCUUCAGGUGUAGACGGCCCCCCUGGGGUGAAGGGAGACCCUGGUGAUAUUGGGGGACCGGGGCCACCUGGUGCCUCUGGGGAGCCUGGCCCCCCGGGACCCCCUGGCAAGAGGGGUCCUUCUGGCCGUGUGGGACAUGAAGGCAGAGAAGGGGAGAAGGGGGCCAAGGGGUCACCAGGUCCAGAUGGCCCCCCUGGGAAGACAGGCCCUGUGGGUGUGCGGGGCCCCCCUGGACGUGAGGGGCCAGAGGGUCUGCGUGGGAUCCCCGGACCUGUGGGGGAGGCUGGCCUGCUGGGACCCCCAGGACAGACGGGACCUCCAGGUCCCCUGGGUCCAUCUGGCCUCCCAGGGCUGAAGGGAGAUGCCGGCCUUAAAGGGGAGAAGGGCCAUAUUGGCUUAGUUGGACUCAUUGGGCCCCCUGGGGAGGCCGGCGAGAAAGGGGAUCGAGGGUUGCCCGGAGUUCAGGGCCCCCCUGGACCCCAAGGAGAACCUGGUUCCCGUGGCCCAGGAGGUUCUGUGGGUCACCCUGGGCCCCCAGGAGUGGCGGGUCCCCUGGGGCAGAAGGGUUCCAAGGGGUCCCCGGGAUCCCUGGGUCCCCAAGGGGACCCCGGCCCCCCAGGUCCCCCUGGCCUCCCGGGCGCAUCGGCAGUGCUGCCCAGGCUGCGGCGCUCGGUCCCAGUCCUGGAGGGCGGCCUGGAGGAGGUGUUGGCCUCGCUAGCAUCACUAGGCGAAGAGAUAGAGCAGCUGUGGCGGCCCCCGGGGACUGCAGAGCGCCCGGGGCUGGAGUGCGGGGAGCUGCGGAGGCACCACCCACACCUGCCCGAUGGUGAGUACUGGAUUGACCCCAAUCAGGGCUGUGCACUGGAUGCCAUUAAGGUCUUCUGCAACUUCACAGCAGGCGGGGAGACUUGUCUGUAUCCCGACCAGAAGUUCCAGACUGUGAAGCUGGCCUCCUGGUCCCGGGAGAAGCCAGGAAACUGGUUCAGCACCUUCCGCCGAGGGAAGAGGGUGAGUGACCAGAGAUUUAAGUGAGAACCAGUGGGGACCUCCAUGGGGCC
Messenger RNA from Erinaceus europaeus (western European hedgehog), 4977 nucleotides. Its product is annotated as collagen alpha-3(V) chain. The record is from RefSeq and is a predicted model, not a curated record. Gene Ontology annotation, molecular function: extracellular matrix structural constituent. The coding region runs from base 83 to 4951 and encodes 1622 amino acids. NCBI's taxonomy places the organism in Eukaryota, Metazoa, Chordata, Mammalia, Eulipotyphla, Erinaceidae. The transcript is spliced from 65 exons.